GGCAGGGGCUGCUGUUUUCUGAAGAUUAGUCUUCACUGUGUUUCUGUUAUGGCCAGACAGGCCUGUUGAAUUACCUUUUUCUAAAUCUUAGGUACAACACCCCAGUCUAGACAGAUAGUGGCGGUUAUGCGGCAUCGAAAUGGGAAAUCUUUUCGGGAAAAAGAAAGCAACUCGGGUGACCGAGCAAGACAAGGCUGUUCUGCAACUUAAGCAGCAGAGAGAUAAACUGAAGCAGUAUCAGAAGAAGAUCACAUUUCAGAUGGAUAAAGAGCGACAACUGGCCAAACAGUUGUUGAAAGAUGGAAAGAAAGAGAAAGCACUCCUACUCCUCAAAAAGAAACGCUACCAGGAUAAACUGCUGGACAAAACCGAAAAUCAGAUAAGCAACCUUGAGCGGAUGGUACAAGAUAUUGAAUUUGCCCAAAUAGAGAUGAAGGUCAUUGAAGGACUGAAGGUUGGUAAUGACUGCCUGAAGAAAAUGCAUGAGAUGCUGUCCAUAGAUGAUGUGGAAAGGAUCAUGGAUGAAACGCAUGAUUCCAUUGAGUAUCAGAAGCAAAUUGAUGAGAUGCUGGCAGGAUCUCUGACCCAGGAGGAUGAGGAUGAUGUGCUUGCAGAGCUGGAGGCCAUUACCCAGGGAGAUGCUGACCUUGAACUUCCUGAGGUGCCUGGAGAAGAACUACCAGAGGUUCCAGAGCAAGAACCAGUACGGGAGAAGGAGAGGAUGAAGAAGAAGUCAGAGCGAGAGAUGCUGGCAGUGUAAAUUCAGAUAUGUCCACCUGCCAUUUGUCACCCCUCCAUGUCUGUUCUACUGGAGACCCAAAGGCCUCACUCCAAAUGAAGACUCUGGGGAGGGAUUGACAGUCCUCACAUUCUUAAAUGUUGAAGACCCAACAUCCAUAGCAUUUUUUUAUUGUAUAUACAUAUAUACACACAGUAUACUGUAUGCCAUUUAGUAUAGUGUGAAGAUGAUUCUUAAAGGUGCCUGGUCUUUGUAA
Molecule: messenger RNA, 995 nt
Organism: Xyrauchen texanus (razorback sucker)
Lineage: Eukaryota; Metazoa; Chordata; Actinopteri; Cypriniformes; Catostomidae
Product: charged multivesicular body protein 6
Exons: 8
Coding region: 140-760 (206 amino acids)
Biological process (GO): vesicle budding from membrane; late endosome to vacuole transport via multivesicular body sorting pathway
Cellular component (GO): multivesicular body; ESCRT III complex
Source: RefSeq, a predicted model, not a curated record